AUGCUGUACGGCCGCAUCGGAUUUCCCAAGAUCUACGAGACGGGCCUCACGCUCGGCACGGUUGCACUGGUGUCCAGCUCCGAGGCCUCGACCUGCUUUUUCGACGCCAACUCGUCCAGCAUCUACAACGAUCCCGAACGUCUCCUGGUGACCUCCUACGUCUCGACCGCCAACACGUUGACGGAGACCCCGCUGUAUGACCGAAACCAGACAUAUGGGGCGCCGAGCACCGUGACGGCCGAUAACGUCGCGGAUAUCGCGCUUUUCGUGGUCUACGAUUCCCAAAUCACGACUUUGUCCUUGACCUUCCUUAUUUCCGUCCCCUGCAUAACGGUCCUGCUCUGGGUGAUCAAGCUUUUGAUCGAGUAUAACGUGGAAGGAGAUGAUCCGUCGUCCGCAGAUCAUGUGGAAGGGAUGCAAAGGCAUUGGAAAUGA
Molecule: messenger RNA, 435 nt
Organism: Fonsecaea erecta
Lineage: Eukaryota; Fungi; Ascomycota; Eurotiomycetes; Chaetothyriales; Herpotrichiellaceae
Exons: 1
Coding region: 1-435 (144 amino acids)
Source: RefSeq, a predicted model, not a curated record